CAUCCAAUUAGCAACAUGUCUAAGAUUCUCAGUGCCUUCAAACAUACCGACCUUUCUCUUGUCGCCUACGUAGCAUGUGGCUCCUUCUUGACACUCGCGUCGCAGAAAGUACACGAACGCAUCCAACGCCCUACUAUCUUCAACCACAAUUCAACGGCUGCCCUCAAAAAUCUUGAGCGCAUCGCUGAAAACACGAGAAUCACCGCCAUCAACUUAGAAAGGACACCGCAUGUCACAGCGGAAUUACUGUCAUCGGGGUCAGGGGUACGAAGUCUACACGGCUCUUCUCACCUACACUCCACAUACUUCAACAAUGCAUUUGGCGGAGCACAGGAGGACCAUGGCUUUGCUCUCAUCGACGUCGAAUCUGAUGCGUUAGUAGUAGUUGUUGUUGUUGGACAAGAUGCGAUGAAGAACAGAGGGAAUGGUUCUGGCGAGGAUAUGCUCAACACAACAAUACGCAGGACAUACAAACUCAUGAAUAAUAUCUUUGCAUCAUGGUUCAAAGCAGCUGUUGCGUUCAAUUGGAAGUGCCGGAGAGGCUAUCGCAAGAAGGUGCUGGUGCCAAAUGCUUGUUGGGUAAUGGGAUUAGAGAAGCAAGAAGAGGUCGUACACCAACACCCCACGAACGGGACACUAAGUAGCACCAAGUCUGCUUCAAGCAUGGUCGUCGAAAUUCUGUUGAGGAAAGUGAAAAGGAUUGCUGGCAUCUUUGCAUAA
Dothidotthia symphoricarpi CBS 119687 is the source of this 720-nucleotide messenger RNA. RefSeq lists its product as uncharacterized. Lineage: Eukaryota; Fungi; Ascomycota; Dothideomycetes; Pleosporales; Dothidotthiaceae. The record is from RefSeq and is a predicted model, not a curated record. The transcript has 3 exons. The coding region runs from base 16 to 720 and encodes 234 amino acids.